GAAACGGGCGCGCAGGGUAGAUGACAUUGUGAAAUCCCGGGAGCCUAAACGCAAAUGGAGUAGCUAGAAACGCUUUCUCAACAAACUAUUUCCGCCUUAAAACGUGCAGAAUUUCAAGAAUUUUGCACCUCGCUCACAACGAACUAGUUAGCUAGAGGCAACAGCUUUUUCUUAAACUAGUUAGCGAACUUACUUUAGUUGCUGCCACCUUUGACCAAAAAAAAGGAGAAGUCACAACUUGCACUUUGAGGGUUGUUCUGCAGGAAUGUCGCAGAAAGAAAGACCUACGUUUUAUCGGCAGGAGGUGACCAAGACGAUUUGGGAGGUACCAGAACGCUACCAGACCCUGUCUCCAGUCGGUUCCGGGGCCUACGGAUCAGUUUGCUCGUCGUACGAUCAGAAGACGGGUAUGAAGAUCGCUGUGAAGAAGCUCUCCCGGCCUUUCCAGUCCUUUAUUCACGCCAAGAGAACCUACAGAGAGCUACGGCUGCUCAAGCACAUGAAGCAUGAGAAUGUGAUCGGCCUUCUAGAUGUUUUCACACCUGCUACUAGUCUGGAGGAGUUCAAUGAUGUGUACCUGGUGACCCACCUGAUGGGGGCAGACCUCAACAACAUAAUCAAGUGUCAGAAGCUGACAGACGACCAUGUGCAGUUCCUCAUAUACCAGAUCCUACGGGGGUUAAAGUAUAUCCACUCAGCAGAUAUCAUUCACAGAGACCUGAAACCCAGCAACCUGGCUGUGAAUGAGGACUGUGAGCUGAAGAUUCUUGACUUUGGGCUGGCGCGGCACACAGACGAUGAGAUGACUGGUUACGUUGCCACUCGCUGGUACAGGGCCCCAGAGAUCAUGCUAAACUGGAUGCAUUACAACAUGACAGUGGACAUUUGGUCUGUGGGAUGUAUCAUGGCUGAACUCCUCACUGGCAGAACUCUGUUUCCCGGUACUGACCACAUUGAUCAGUUGAAGCUAAUAAUGAUGCUCGUUGGGACGCCAGAGCCUGAGCUCUUGAUGAAAAUCUCCUCUUCGUCUGCAAGGAACUACAUCAAAUCCUUGCCUCAGAUGCCCAAGAGGAAUUUUUCUGACGUGUUCAUUGGAGCCAACCCACAAGCUGUGGACCUGCUGGAGAAGAUGUUGGUUCUGGACACAGAUAAGAGGAUCACGGCUGCCGAGGCUCUGGCCCACCCCUACUUCUCCCAGUACCACGACCCAGACGACGAGCCUGAGGCUGACCCCUACGACCAGAGCUUUGAGACCCGCGAUCUGGACAUCGAAGAAUGGAAACGGCUGACCUUUGAGGCGGUAUGUGAUUUUGAGCCACCCAUCUUCGAUGGAGACGACAUGGAAUCGUGAUUGGGCGAUGUGAUUUCUAAAAGCCCCUCUCCCGUCAACACCAAACGUCUCUAUCACUGAGGUUCCCUCUGAUCAGACGACCUUUUGGAAUAAUAUUAUCAUCAGAGUGCCUGCAAAUGUUUGUCUAUUGUUAUAUUUCUUAAGCUCGCGCUCUCUCUCCCACCAUUUUGACUCCGUAAGGUGUUGCAAGGGAAACGUUACAAAAAAUAGCCUGGUCCCAGAUUCGUUGGUGCUGUGGCAUGACAAUGGCCAUGGGAGUUGGCUGUACAACCCAAACAGAUAUGGGACCAGGCUAGAACUACAAUGGAGGAGAGGAGAGCGACAUUUUAAGGGCUGUUAAAUCGGUGUUAACAAAUACUGAUUGUAUGUGUCUACUACCGUGUAUUUUCAAGGGAGAAACGGAGGCAAGCAGAAAACAACCACUAAUACCAUUAUUGGUCCAUUUCUGAAAAAUGUCAUGCUUCUUUUAUUAUUCUGUCUAUAUUUGUGUCCCAAAUGGCACCCUAUUCCCUAUUUAGUGCUCUGCUUUUGACCAGGGCACUAUAUAGGGAAUAGGAUGCUAUUUGGAAUCAAAUCUAUAUUUAAACUAGUUUUGUAUUCUUCCUUCAGAAGUUUUAUUAUUAUGAAAGUAUUGCUCACCACUGUAUUAUAUUGCUCAUUACUGUAUUCUAUUGCUCAUUACUGUAUUCUAUUGCUCAUUACUGUAUUCUAUUGCUCAUUACUGUAUUCUAUUGCUCAUUACUGUAUUCUAUUGCUCAUUACUGUAUUCUAUUGCUCAUUACUGUAUUCUCUUGCUCACCACUGUAUUCUCUUGCUCAUUACUGUAUUCUAUUGCUCAUUACUGUAUUAUAUUGCUCAUUACUGUAUUCUAUUGCUCACCACUGUAUUCUCUUGCUCACCACUGUAUUCUAUUGCUCAUUACUGUAUUAUAUUGCUCAUUACUGUAUUCUAUUGCUCACCACUGUAUUCUCUUGCUCACCACUGUAUUCUAUUGCUCAUUACUGUAUUAUAUUGCUCAUUACUGUAUUCUCUUGCUCACCACUGUAUUCUCUUGCUCACCACUGUAUUCUAUUGCUCAUUACUGUAUUCUAUUGCUCACCACUGUAUUCUCUUGCUCACCACUGUAUUCUCUUGCUCACCACUGUAUUCUAUUGCUCACCACUGUAUUAUCUUGCUCACCACUGUAUUCUAUUGCUCACCACUGUAUUCUCUUGCUCACCACUGUAUUCUAUUGCUCACCACUGUAUUCUAUUGCUCACCACUGUAUUCUAUUGCUCACCACUGUAUUCUCUUGCUCAUUACUGUAUUCUAUUGCUCACCACUGUAUUCUCUUGCUCACCACUGUAUUCUAUUGCUCACCACUGUAUUCUCUUGCUCAUUACUGUAUUCUAUUGCUCACCACUGUAUUCUCUUGCUCACCACUGUAUUCUAUUGCUCACCACUGUGAUAUCCGAAAGAAAUUAGAUGCUGAAUUGAAACAUCCGGAAAAUGUGUUCUGAUUGAAUCAUUUCAUGAUGUGUAUCAUCUGAAAUGUGCAAUAAUGCUUGUCUGUCACUCGCGCUCUGCCAAUCUACCAAUCACAGCGUUCGUGUCAGACUCCCCUGGCUUUGUUUUCCUGUCAGUCACAGCACUGGUGUCAAGACUCCCAGGCGCUUCAGAAACCAUUGAUGAUCUUCUUUAAUGGAUCUGGUAUAUGACAUAGGAUGUGUCCCAAAUGGAACUCUAAUACUGCAGUACUAAAUGUGGAAGACUAUAUUUCAGUUGAAUGCAUUGAGUUGUGCAACUGACUAGGUAUGUUCCUUUCCUUUGAACAGGGCCCAUAGGCUUAUGGUCAACAGUAGUGCACUAUAUAGUGAAUUGGGGACCAUUUGGAAUGCACAUAGGGAUUCAUUCUAUUCUUCAACAUUGUUAUGAACUUUUUAACUUUGUGGAAAUGUUUUAGCUGUGAGAAAUGUUUCAAUAUACCACGUUGCAGAUUAGUUCCCCCUCCCCCCAAGUGUGAAUACUGUUCAAUGCCAGCGCCAGACCAUAGGAUGUUUAAUACCUUUUACAUUGUAGUCAUUUUAACAGAUGCUCUUAUCCAGAGCAACCUACAAGAGCAAUUGGGGUUAAGUGCCUUGCUCAAGGGCACAUCGACAGAUUUUUCACCUAGACCGCUCAGGGAUUCGAACUAUCAACCUUUCUGUUACUGGCCCGGUUUUAACCGCUAGGCUACCUGCCGCCCAUUUAAUGCUCACAAACCCUAAAAUCAUUAUUCAGCUAAUUGAAUACCCAAAUGAUGGAAUUCUGGCAGAUUCAGACAAUUUUUGUGGCUUCCUCUCGUCCUCAUCUCCUUGAUCUGCACCGAGGUAAGGGAACUGGCCAGGAGAAAGCGAAGGCCUGGUAGGGGUCAAGCAUAUUGCUUUCAACUGUUCUGUGUUUUCAGAACACAACUGUGCAGAUGACGGACACAAUGGAAGGAAGCCACUAGAAUAUUGAGAUACAGCUCGAGUCAGAAUAAAUAACAGUGAUAGCCCCAGGACUCUAGUUGAACCAUGCUGCACUCCAUUGAAUAGCCCCAGGACUCUAGUUGAACCAUGCUGCACUCCAUUGAAUAGCCCCAGGACUCUAGUUGAACCAUGCUGCACUCCAUUGAAUAGCCCCAGGACUCUAGUUGAACCAUGCUGCACUCCAUUGAAUAGAGAAUUAAUUCUGGUUUCACCACUUUCCAUAUUGACACUUUAAAACCAGAUGGAGUUGAUAUGAGCCACUGUGGGUUGUCAAUGAAUGUGCCAAUCAACGUGGCAUUAAGUAAACUAGGAAAAAUAUGUAUUUUUGGGUACAAAAUCAACUCAAAUGUAUGUAAAUAUCUGUUCUAUAUUUUAUUUUUAAUCUUCAUGACUUCUUUUUUGGUUUGUUGAAUUUAAACAAUCUUCAUUAUCAGCAUGUUCAUCAUUUGUGCGUGUGUGUUUUGAAUAUGUGUUAACAGGAGCUUGACGUGUCAUGCUUAAAGCCGUAAAAUAGAAAAAUGUAAAUCGAUGUCAAAAAGAAAUGAGGGAAUUGCUUAGUUAUAUUUAUACUUUGUUGAGGUGGUAUUUCAACUGGAGAGAGAUACUGUUGUUUAUUUCAGCCAAUCCCCAUAGAAGACUGACAUCUAACAGUCUUUACAGCAGAGUAACUAUUACUAUAAUUAAUGCCUUUGUUUAUAAAGAAAUAAAGACAGUUAUUUUUAA
This is a messenger RNA of Oncorhynchus nerka (sockeye salmon), 4563 nucleotides long. Its product is annotated as mitogen-activated protein kinase 14A-like. The coding region runs from base 266 to 1351 and encodes 361 amino acids. The record is from RefSeq and is a predicted model, not a curated record. Gene Ontology annotation, biological process: protein phosphorylation; intracellular signal transduction. Gene Ontology annotation, cellular component: cytoplasm; nucleus. The transcript has 12 exons. Lineage: Eukaryota; Metazoa; Chordata; Actinopteri; Salmoniformes; Salmonidae. Gene Ontology annotation, molecular function: ATP binding; MAP kinase activity.